Molecule: messenger RNA, 745 nt
Organism: Zea mays
Lineage: Eukaryota; Viridiplantae; Streptophyta; Magnoliopsida; Poales; Poaceae
Product: demethylmenaquinone methyltransferase
Exons: 7
Coding region: 8-745 (245 amino acids)
Molecular function (GO): methyltransferase activity
Source: RefSeq, a predicted model, not a curated record
GAGGGAGAUGACGAAGGAGGUGCUGGAGUCAGACGUGUACGAGGUGUUCGAGAGAAUCCAAGACCCAAACCUCGUGUACCCUGACUACUAUCUCAACCCGUUUCAUGCCUACGACGAAGGGAAUAUAUCAUGGCUGGUUGCAGUAGAGACCGAGCCUGCAACAAUGUCAAUCGCAAAGAGGGCCAUACCUGAGGCUACACCAAUCGAAGAGGCCAGCCAAAUCAUCCGCGACAACUGGCUGAAUGUAAUUGAGGAGCAUCAUCUGAAGUACUCGGGGAACUCUCAGGUAAACGACAUCCUGGACAUUGGCUGCUCUAUUGGAGUAAGCACCAGAUACCUCACCGAGAAGUUCCCAUCAGCUCAAGCUGUUGGGCUCGACCUAUCAUCGUACUUUCUUGCUGUGGUGGCACAAAGGGAAGAAAAACUGUCCCGGCCAAAGCCUAUUCGCUGGGUUCAUGCCAAUGGUGAGGCGACCGGGCUGUCUUCAAAUUCAUUUGACCUUGUCUCCCUUGCUUAUGUGUGCCAUGAGUGCCCAGCACGAGCGAUAACCGGAUUGGUGAAGGAAGCAUUCAAGGUCCUUCGCCCAGGAGGAACAAUCGCCUUAACAGACAAUUCGCCGAAGUCCAAAGUACUUCAGGAACUAUCCCAAGUUUUGUUCACUCUGAUGAAGAGAACCGAGCCUUUUCCUAGACGAGUACUACAUGCUGGAUUUGGAGGAGAAGAUGAGAAAAGUGGGCUUUGUUAA